This is a messenger RNA of Fusarium oxysporum Fo47, 2043 nucleotides long. RefSeq lists its product as uncharacterized. The transcript is spliced from 2 exons. NCBI's taxonomy places the organism in Eukaryota, Fungi, Ascomycota, Sordariomycetes, Hypocreales, Nectriaceae. The record is from RefSeq and is a predicted model, not a curated record. The coding region runs from base 1 to 2043 and encodes 680 amino acids.
AUGUUCCCAUUCAUUGCAAGGCAAGUCUGGUCAUGCUUUUGUGCCGCAACUGCCUUUGCUGCCACUGUCGAGGCUAUAACGCCUCCUAUCGUAGCCAAGGGCCCUGCAUGUGUUACCAACAAUGGAGCCGUCCAAGUCACGGCUGACUGCGUUGAUUCCACUUAUAACACAGCCAUCAUUGACGCUGAGCAAGACUUCGCUACUCCCGUCGCACACCGGAGGGUUUCAGGGCACUUCAGUGAAACCAAUAUCGACUUCAAUAUCUACCUUCCAAAGUCUGGGUGGGAUGGAAGGUUUUUUCAGCUGGUCUACCCUCUGCAGAACUCGACUGCUGAAGACCACGAGAUUGGCUUCGGUGCCGACAGCGGCGGGUAUACUAACCAUGUAGCUGGAGGUGGAGGCUAUCGUGCUGAUGCUGCCGUGGCCAAGUUGUCGCGAACUAUUGCUGCUAGGUAUUAUCAGUCUGAUCGAAAGAUCUAUGGCUACAUCUAUGGCGCCAGCGGUGGUUCCAUGGUUACCGUUGGGGCUGUUGAGAAUACCUUCGACGUUUGGCAAGGUGCUAUUCCUAUAGUCCAGGCUAUUACUGUCUCCAAUCCAAACAACUUUUGCAUCCGUGCAAUGGCAAGUCUCGUCCUAGAGUCACAAAAAGAGGAGAUCCGAGACUCGGUCCGCCCUGGAGGGGAUGGUAACCCUUUUAGUCACUUGAAUGCACUUGGAAAGAAGGUCCUCACCGAGGUCACUGAGCUUGGCCUCGUACUAGAAUCAUUCGAGGAUUGGGAGGGCCUCGCUGGGAACAGGACAAACUUCCUACGGACCUUCCGAGUUCUGGUCCCUCCCACGAUUGCCGGCUUUGAUCCGACCUAUGUCAACGACUUUUGGACAAAGGAUGGAUAUCUUGGAACUGAAAAGUCCGACCUCGGUGACUUUUACCGCAAGGCUGCCGUCGAAUUCAACACGACAGUCAAUUCGGUUGUGAUUGAUUCAGCGAAAGUCCCUGUCGCUCUUACUCUCGCCAAAGCUCCUUCAACCCUACCGGCUUACGGGCUUCAGGCCACUAUCAAGUCGGGGGAUGGUAAAUCGGCUCUCGGACAGUUCACCAUACAAAUUGCAAAGGGCUCUCGGACUGCUGAGAUCGACCCCGGUCAGAACACAACUGUUCUUGCCAUGAUCUCCAAGGGUUCUCGGAUCCAGGUUGACAACCAGGCAUGGUUAGCAGGUUCUGCAUACCAUAGAUACCAAGUUCCCACUCAGUCAGACCUCUACGGAUAUGAUUAUCUUCGCAAGGCCGAUGGAACAGCCAAGUACCCCCAGCGUAACGUACUGAUCGGUCCUACCAUCGCUCGUGCUGCUAGUGGUGGGGCCACCUUUACUGGCAAUAUCACUAACAAGGUGAUAAUUAUGGAUUCGCUAAAGGACUUUGAUGCAUUCCCAUGGCACGCCGAUUGGUACAGGACAGAAGUCAAGAAAGCCCUCGGUGAUCGAUUCGGUCAGAAUUUCAGACUGUACUAUACUGCAAAUGCCGAUCACUACCUGGAGCCGGUGCCCCAGGAUCAGCUGACCCGGAUCGUCUCCUACCAUCCCGCUUACGAACAGCAUCUCAGAGACUUGAGUGCUUGGGUUGAGAAGGGGAAACAGCCACCUGCUGAAACAUCAUACUCUGUCGGCCAUGGACAGGUCAAGGUUCCUGCCAGCGCGGCCCAACGCAAGGGUAUUCAGCCCAUUGUGGACCUGACGGUGAGUGGCAAGACACAAAUAGUCACCAAGGCGAGACAAGUCGUCUCCUUCAAGGCUCACAUCGAAGUUCCUCCGGGCACUGGGUCUGUUACGUCUGUCGAAUGGGAUUUUGAAGGAACUGGGGAUUUUGAAGCAGCUGGAAGCUUUAAGAAGGGCAAAGCUGUCUUGGAUGUGGCGGCUUCUCGAUCGUACCAAACGCGAGGCACUUAUUUUGCCGCUGUUCGUGUCACUUCCAACCGUAAUGGAGAUGCCAAUACGGCUUAUGCUCAGGUUGCCAACCUUGGUCGUGUUAGGGUAGUUGUAAACUAG